Molecule: messenger RNA, 6025 nt
Organism: Sarcophilus harrisii (Tasmanian devil)
Lineage: Eukaryota; Metazoa; Chordata; Mammalia; Dasyuromorphia; Dasyuridae
Gene: STIM1
Product: stromal interaction molecule 1
Exons: 15
Coding region: 1816-3564 (582 amino acids)
Biological process (GO): activation of store-operated calcium channel activity; intracellular calcium ion homeostasis; store-operated calcium entry
Cellular component (GO): endoplasmic reticulum; plasma membrane
Molecular function (GO): protein binding; calcium ion binding; calcium channel regulator activity
Source: RefSeq, a predicted model, not a curated record
UGGCACGCAGGCGUCUUCGUGAGAACGAGAUGAGAUCCGAUUGGUUAGGAAGCCCUAACGAUGGGUGAAUAAUCCCUGAGGCCGGUGGUGGAGAGGAAGCAUGCUCUCAUUGGUUACGGGGUGCGGAGGAGUGGGCGAGGCUUUGAGGAACCGGACGGCCGGCGGGCGGGCGGGAGCGUGCGUCGGCCGCGCGCCGGGCCGGACCGUUGUAACUCUUGUCAGCUGGGUGGCGGCCUAUACGGUAUAGGGGAGGGAGGAAGAGGCCCCACACUCGGUCCCAUCCCGUCACAUACAAUUUCCUGCACCCCGCCGGGGGAGCGGCGUUCUCGACUGGAGCAAACUCUCGGUUUCCCGUCCCACGACGAGGCGGUUAUCGCGGGAGAGCCCAUUCACUGUAGAGGGGGAAGGGGGCGGGUUCCCGGGAACGGUUCAUUGUGCGGAGUCGGUGGGAGGGAGGUCCUGGGGAGAAAGGGACUCCGGGAGAAACUAGUGGUGGAGGCAGAGGCAUCCCUGGAGCACUUCUUGGCAGGAUAGGGGCAUCCGGGGCCCGGACAGCUGGAGCCUAGAGAAGGGCCUGUCCAGGGGAGGCCUGCUGCACCGGUAGUUGCCCGGGAGGAGGCUGGCCAGAGCAGGGUUAUACGGGGAGAGUGGCUCGGAUAGGCAGAUAGGGGGCGGGGCUUAGGUGCUAGUUUGUCCUAGGAUAGGCUAGUUUUGCAUAAGGGGCGGGACUCCCGCUCCUUUCCCUCCGCCCUCUCUCGGCUACCCGGCCUGCGCUCCAUUCGGGGAGGGCUCUGGGAUCCGGGAGGGCUUUGAGAUCCGGGAGCUGUGCUGCCCCGGCCCACCGGGUCCAAGGCCAGGCCCGUCAGUGCUGUGCUCCGCGGUGCUGAAGGGUCUGGGGCUGUACAAAAGCCCGAGGCCGACUGCAGCGGAGGCUGCUGCUGUCCUUCCUGGUGGGUGCCACGCCAGGGCUAACCGGACAGGCGAGGUGGAGAAGUGUGUGUGGGGGGCACCUAACCCAGUUGUCUGACCAGCCUGCUGGUCAUUCUGUGUGUACCCUGGGAGGACUGAGCCAGGGCUGGCCCCUGGGAUCGAACGCCCUGAACUUUGAGUCCAGUCCCUUCUGCCCGGGAGGGCAUCCCGGAGUACCCCGGGGGGGUUAGAAUCCGUCGGGAGCAGCGGUUGCUCUGGUCCCGCAUCCUCCAGCCCCCUGGCGCCGCGUUCAUCGUGCUGGCUUGUGCACCCGGUGGCCUUGCAGGUCCGGAGGUGGGGAUCGCUUGUUUCGGGCGGCGACGCGGCUGACACGGCCUCCACAGGCUCCCUCUCUACUCCCUCCCUCCCUCCUUAAACUCUCCGGAAGCGGCAAGUGCUUUGGGAGGGGGGAGGGGGCCGGAGCAGCUGCGAGGAGUUGGAGCGCCCGAGCCGUUGCUGCAGCUCGCUGCUGGCAGAAUUAGGCUGACCGCGACGGGGGCCUGGCUUCGGAUACCCCCACCCCCGGCUCGGAGAGCCUGACCUUUCCCGGUAGUGGCCGCUGGCAGGACAGACCGACCGAUAGUGUUAUAGGACUCGAGGGGGAACCGCGAAGCCCCAAGACUUUGAGGCGUGCCCGGAGCUAGCAGGGGAUCUUCUCCGGGCUUGGGGUACGAGGAUCCCCAAAACUUGACUUUCACCCUCUUGCCCUCUUCCUGCCCAGCUUGGGGCUGCAGAGGUGCCUUGGGACACAGAGCGUGAGAGCGGCGUGGGCUGAGGGCCGGGUUAGGCCGAAUGCUGAAGGAGAGGGUGUCCAGGCUCCCCUUACCGGCCGCGUAGCCUUCAGCCAUGGAUGUGACCCCCGGCCUGGCCGUCUGGCUCUUAUGGGCGCUCCUUCUGCAUCACGGCCAAGGAGAGAAGCCUCCAGGAGCCAGCCCCGAGGAGUCCGCAGUGGCAGAAUUCUGCAGGAUUGACAAGCCCUUGUGCCACAAUGAGGAUGAGCAGCUCAGCUUUGAGGCCGUCCGAAACAUCCACAAGCAGAUGGAUGAUGAUGCCAACGGGAACGUGGAUGUGGAGGAGAGUGAUGAGGAUUCACUCAUUGCAGUUACCAUGUCACUUCCAAAGGAGGCCCCAGGAUCCUUCUUGUCAACAUUUUUGAGGGAAGAUCUCAACUACCAUGACCCAACAGUGAAGCACAGCACGUUCCAUGGAGAGGAUAAGCUCAUCAGUGUGGAGGACUUAUGGAAGGCAUGGAAGGCCUCAGAAGUAUACAACUGGACCGUGGAUGAAGUGGUACAGUGGCUGAUCACCUAUGUGGAGUUACCACAAUAUGAGGAAACUUUCCGGAAACUGCAACUCAGUGGCCACGCAAUGCCAAGGUUAGCGAUUACCAAUGCAACAAUGACAGGUACUGUUCUUAAGAUGACUGACCGGAGUCACAGGCAAAAGCUACAGCUGAAAGCCCUAGACACAGUGCUGUUUGGUCCUCCUCUCUUGACCCGCCAUAACCAUUUGAAGGACUUCAUGCUCGUUGUGUCCAUCGUCAUUGGGGUGGGUGGAUGUUGGUUUGCCUACAUUCAGAAUCGAUACUCUAAGGAGCAUAUGAAGAAGAUGAUGAAAGACCUGGAGGGGCUACACAGAGCUGAGCAGAGCCUUCAUGACCUCCAGGAGAGGCUACAGAAAGCCCAGGAGGAACAUCGGACAGUGGAAGUAGAAAAGGUACACCUGGAGAAAAAAUUACAAGAUGAAAUCAGCAUUGCUAAACAGGAGGCACACCGGCUUCGUGAACUUCGUGAGGGUACAGAAAAUGAGCUCAGCCGCCAGAAAUAUGCAGAACAAGAAUUGGAGCAGGUCCGCAUGGCUUUGAAGAAUGCUGAGAAGGAGUUGGAGUCCCACAGUUCCUGGUACGCUCCUGAAGCCUUACAGAAGUGGCUGCAGCUGACACAUGAGGUGGAGGUGCAAUACUACAACAUCAAGAAGCAGAAUGCUGAGAAGCAGCUACUGGUGGCCAAGGAAGGGGCAGAGAAGAUUAAAAAGAAGAGAAACACCUUGUUUGGAACCUUCCAUGUGGCCCACAGCUCUUCACUGGAUGAUGUAGAUCACAAAAUCUUAACAGCCAAGCAAGCCCUGAGUGAAGUAACAGCAGCACUGAGGGAGCGCUUGCACCGAUGGCAGCAGAUUGAGAUGCUCUGUGGUUUCCAAAUUGUCAACAACCCUGGUAUUCACACACUGGUGGCCGCCCUCAACAUUGAUCCCAGCUGGAUGGGUAGCACCCGCCCCAACCCUUCACACUUUAUCAUGACAGAUGAUGUGGACGACAUGGAUGAGGAAAUCGUAUCACCAGUGUCUAUUCAGUACGCUGCCUGGCUGAUGGGGCGCAGGUUCAGUGAUCGCUCUGUGUGCUCGGCGUCUGUCAGCUCGGAUGAUCAGUCCCUCUGGAAAUACCCGGCUCCCAGCCUGCACAGCAGUGUCCGGCAGCGUCUGGUGGAACCACAGCACAUCCUGGGAUCGCAGAGAGGAUCAUCUCUAAAGACAAACAGGCUCUCUAGUAAGGGACUUGACCCAUUCCGAUUCGGAGUCCUCCCUCCACAUGAGUGACCGCUCUCGCUUCACCCAGAUAGCUGCCAAGCCCCAACAGCUGACCAGAGCCAUGGAUGAAGCCCCGUAUGCCCCAACCUCCAAUGGCAGCCACCGACUGGCAGAGGCAGCCCUGGGGGGAGCUGUAGUGGAGAAGCUGCCUGAGAGUCCCGCCCUGGCCAAGAAAGCAGUAUACCUGCAGAAUCACGGGCUAGAGAAGGCUUAUAGUGUUGGGGAGCUGGGCCCUAUAGGGCUGGGGGGAGGAGGGCACUUGCAUUCAGAUUCCUCACGUUCCCACAGUCCCAGCUCCCCUGAACCAGACACACCAUCACCUAUGGGGGACAGCCGGGCUCACCAUGGCCGCAACACGCGUAUCCCCCACCUGGUAGGCAAGAAGCAUGCUGGUGAGGAGGACAGUGGCUCCACCGGUGAGGAGACAGACUCCGGCCAGGGCAAGAAGAAGUUUCCACUCAAAAUCUUCAAGAAGCCCAAGAAGUAGCUGGACCAGGGCUGGCUGCGGUGGGAAGACACAUCUAUCCUCCCUCUCCUCCAAGGGACCCACCCAGGGCCUGGAUGGGGAAAGGUGGGGGUCCUGAGGACUUGGGGCACUGUUACUCCCUGCCUCAUCCUCUCUGUACUCCUCCCUUCCCCCUAUGAAAGAGGGGCCCUUCCAUCUUAUUUAUUUACUGACCACCACCUGCCCUGUUUGGGCCUCUGUAAGCUAUUCCUGCUCCAACUUCUUCAUCCCCUGGUUCCAUCCCUGCUUCACAAUGCAUGACUUGCCCUUGCACCCCCUCUCAGUUCAGCCCACCCACUUUUGCAGGGGACCCUCGUUUCUCCCUGCUUAUUGGGCUUUUAUAUCUUUCUUGGUCUCCCCCUCUGUUCCCUGUUCUCCCCAUUGCCACCAAACCCCCAGCAAUUAGGGUAAGGACAAAGGAAGCCUGAUUCAAAGCCUGGGCUCCCACCAACCUCAGCAAUGCUGGACAAUGUGGGCAGGGCAGGGCAGGGCAGGGCUGGACUGAGGCCAGAGCUCUGGGGUUGGGGGAGGGGGGUGCUUGAUUUUGUUUGUUUCCUUUGGGUAUGGGGAGAGCCUGGGGCCAACCCUAACUCUAGCCUUGGCCUGACUUUGGGGUGGAGGGAUAAGAGGUAGUUAGGAAAGAGAUGCAGUAGAGCUGGCCCUGGAGAUUAGGCCUAAAUUAGGGAUGGACAGUUGUGGCUUCCCCCUUCUAGGGCCAGGAUUUUAGACCACCCUCCCCAGUGGCCUAAUGACUGCCGCCUCAUUCUGCUUGUUCUGUAGGGUAGAAGAGAGGGUAGCCCCAUUCUUCUCUCUUCCCUCCCCUUAAACAUAUUUAGCCUACUCCAGGUCUCAAGUUUGGAGUCUAAGUGAUCCCAAGCCCCAAAGCUUGAUCCCCUUUGUGCUGGAGACCUAGCCUAGAUAGGGGCUGGCAGGGGCUGGCAUCCAUAUUCACAGAUGGAUAUAGCCUGUAACAGAACUGUGGGGAGAGGGAUGUGGUUGGGAGAGAUUUGGGGCAAAAAUGUUAAUGCUUUUGAACCAAAAAUUUUUUUAAAAAAUCCUGAAUUUCCAAAGUGCCUGCAGCCCUCCCCUCCUCUCCACCUCUUUUCCAGUGCAUGGUCCUUGGGCUCCCCUAGAGAGUCUAGGCUCUUGGGCCCAAUCCUACUGUGCAGUCCAAAGUAUGCCUCCCAUACUAACCCCAGCCAGGCCUGGGGAAGGAAGCAGCUUAUAAGAAUAAAGGAAGGAAGGGAAGGGAAUGGACACACACUGUGCAUGUCCCAUUUCCUACCCCAAACAGUGCCCUCUUCCCCAGCUUUCUGUAGGGGCUGUCAAUUAUGGCUCCCAGGCCUGUUCCUCUGGAUGAGUCAAGUUGCCCAUCCCAGGGCUAAUGAGCAAGGCAGCUGGGUGCUGCAGGCCACAAUGGGCUGGCCCCCCCCCCUUCCCUAUCCCAAUGGAUUUUUCUGUUAUUUCAUAAGACUGAAGUCUAAUAAAGCAUGUAGGAUAUUUUAUUUUCUUGGUUUUGGCUCCCAUUACUCUGCUUCCUGCUCAUAGAAACUGACUGUGGCCAGAUCAGGAGACAAGAAUGAGAAAUCUUCAAGUUGAUAUUCUGUAUCUCCCUGUUCUGACUUCAAAAAGAACAUGUGAAAACCAGUAAGAAGGGAGGGACCAAGACAUGAGGGACACCAGGGUAAACUAUCACUACCAAUCCCUUCUAAGGCCUGAAAGGAUAAUUCAACAUAGGGUGGCAAUCCAAAAAUGGUGUGUUAAGGAGUGGAUUUAAACUUGAUGCUUGGACAGUCUUAGAAAAGGAUCCAAGAUAGAAAGAUAUCAAUAGAAAUAAGGGUGAUGUUUUUAAAAAGUCAAAGGAUACUGGACCCCAAUGCAUAAAAAAAAAUUAGGAAUGUUGUCAUUGGAGAGUGAGCCUUUGGGCAGAAAUUACUAAAAAAAAAAAAAAAGAUGUAAGGCAAA